AUGGUUGAUAUUGCAAAGGAGCUAGACGUGCAGGGGCAUGGGAUCCGGACGACCGUGGCCAACACCACCUACAUGGGCAUGAACGCGCUACACGCCGCGAGCGGCGGCGGCAAGCUGCCGAUCUACCGGUAUCUUGUCGAGGAGGUCAAGAUGGAUGUCGACAUGCCUGACACCGCUCAGGAGUUUACGCCCGUGUCGCAUGCCAUCAUGUAUGGCCACCUUCCUGCUGUCAGGUACCUUCUGGAUCAUGGCGCUGAUCUGCAUCAGCGACGUGGAAAAAUCACCCUUCUUCAUAUGGCUGUAGUUCAUGGGUACUAUGAAAUAGCGAAGUUUCUUCUUGCGAGGGGAGCUAAUGUCCAUGCUAUGUCAGAACUUGGGACACCACUCAUGGAUGCUACUCUUAGAGGAUUUCCUAGUAUUGUCAAGAUCCUUUUGGAGCACAAGUCAGAUGGUGGAGCUAAUGUGAGCGGUGUUUUUCCUUAUUAUGAUCCUUUGCUGACGGCUGCAGAAAAGGGCUUAACUGAAGCUAUUAAGUGCUUGUUGGAAGCUGGUGCAAACCCAAAUGUUUUUGACAGGUUUGGUAGGUUGCCAAUAGAGUUGGCUGUUGAGUAUGGUACACGGGAAGACGUUGAGCUUCUCUUUCCUUUCACCUCUCCUGUUUCAACUGUGGAAAAUUGGAGCGUUGAUGGAAUCAUUAGUCACGUGGAGAUGGAAAUCAAGCAACUUGAGGAUGACAAUUUUGUGAAAAAGAGGAUGUCCGAGCUGAAACUCCAAGCAGAUGAAGCAUUUAAGAAGCAAAGUUAUCUAAAUGCAUCAGUGCUCUACACACAGGCACUGAAGAUGGAUAACUUCGAUCCUAAGUUGUUAUCAAACAGGAGCCUCUGCUGGCUUCGCAUGGGUGAUGGACAAAGGGCUUAUGAUGAUGCAACUGAAUGCAAGAUAAUUUGCCCGAAGUGGGCAAAGGCGCACUAUCGGCAAGGAGCAGCUCUAAUGUUCAUGAAGGUAUAUGGUGGAGCUUAUGAAGCACUCUCGCGUGCUUUAGAGUUGGACCCAGAAAACAAAGACAUUGAGAAAUUAUUCAGGAAGGCGAUGGAACUGAAGUGAUCAUGCCCUGCAUGCCCGCUGCAGAGAGAAGCUCACGCUAAAUCUCAAGCUCUUUUUUUUUCUUUUGCAUUCUCAGACAAAAGCACUGAACUUCGAAUUAUGGCGCCCUCUGUUUUGAUGUAAUCCAUGGACAAUAGCAGCAGCAGCAGCAGCUUACAGGAAAACAUGUUUCUGACUAGUGGCUACUUAUUUUGAGUUUUAUGAAACUCACAUCCUGUUCUGUAUGGAAGCGUGGCAGAAGAUCAUGCUACUUUGCAUUGCCAAUUCCUGCACGUUUUUGUCGAAGAGUGGUUCUUUGCACUGAUAAUUGAGAUAAGCUGCUAGCAUGAAUUCGCAAAUUGUUGAUAUUUUACUUAGGGAAAAUCAUUGGCACUGUUUAUGUUCCUUUUUUUUUCUUUUGCGUGGACACUGUUAAUAUUCCUUGUUGCUGUUAGCCAUAUACUAUUCUUAACUGGUCAUCACGUGUAAUAUGCUCAUCAUAGUUAGUCUGAUGUGAUAUGUGGUUGCAUCAAAAAGUAUUAGUUGUGGAGCACCUGUCAAAUCAUAUAUAGCUGUAUCACCUCAACUAGAAUGUGCCUGUGUGCCUCCUCUCAAGUCCAAGUGUUACAUCCAGCAUUAUAUAUGAUUAGUUUUAGCCUUUGAAUACUUGAUUUUGCAUCAUCUAUACUUUAAUUUUCUUGCGAAAUUAUGAUGCCCUCACGAAAUUUCUGUUGUUUUGCUUCAUUUUUGGUAACAUCAUUGCACACAUACAUGACUCUUACGCUGAUCCGCUUCAUUUCUCGUAAGAUAAUUCCUCUGUGGAGGUUUUCUAGGUAGGGGUUUCUUUGUUUCUGUACAAGUUUGAUGUACAUUCUUACUCUUGGAUUUGCCAUGCUCCACUGUUCAAAGGCGAUACGAUUUUGAUAUUUUAGUUCAUUUAGUU
This is a messenger RNA of Aegilops tauschii subsp. strangulata, 2026 nucleotides long. NCBI's taxonomy places the organism in Eukaryota, Viridiplantae, Streptophyta, Magnoliopsida, Poales, Poaceae. The record is from RefSeq and is a predicted model, not a curated record.